Oncorhynchus tshawytscha (Chinook salmon) is the source of this 1401-nucleotide messenger RNA. Its product is annotated as succinate dehydrogenase [ubiquinone] iron-sulfur subunit, mitochondrial. Gene Ontology annotation, cellular component: mitochondrial membrane. Bases 178 to 981 code for a protein of 267 amino acids. Gene Ontology annotation, biological process: respiratory electron transport chain; aerobic respiration; tricarboxylic acid cycle. NCBI's taxonomy places the organism in Eukaryota, Metazoa, Chordata, Actinopteri, Salmoniformes, Salmonidae. Gene Ontology annotation, molecular function: 2 iron, 2 sulfur cluster binding; electron transfer activity. The transcript is spliced from 8 exons. The record is from RefSeq and is a predicted model, not a curated record.
ACUGAAAGACGAACUGUUUUGCCUGUAGUUGUGUUAAUACAAUGAAAGUUUAGAUGCGAUCACCAUAUAAGUUAAACGAUGAAAAGGCCUGGAAUGAGGAGAGAUGACUAGAAACGAUUCGGUUGGCCAUUUUAUGUGUGGAUUAAUUGUCGGAGUAGAGGUCCUUGUGCAUUUCAGAUGGUGCGCUAUGCACAGACCGCAGCCGCCCCGGCAUCUGAGCCCAGGAUCAAGAAGUUCCAGAUCUACCGUUGGGACCCAGACACAAUGGGGGAUAAGCCACGCAUGCAGACAUAUGAAAUUGACCUCAACAACUGUGGCCCCAUGGUUUUGGAUGCCCUCAUUAAAAUCAAGAAUGAGAUGGACCCCACGCUCACAUUCAGACGCUCCUGCAGAGAGGGUAUCUGCGGCUCAUGUGCCAUGAACAUCAACGGAGGCAACACACUGGCCUGCUUAAACAAAAUAGACAUCAAUACCAGCAAACCAAUCAAAAUUUACCCACUCCCACACAUGUAUGUUGUCAAAGAUCUGGUGCCGGACAUGAGUAAUUUCUAUGCCCAGUACAAGUCCAUUGAGCCCUUCCUGAAAAAGAAAGAUGAGUCUCAGGAGGGCAAGGAGCAGUACCACCAGACUGUGGAAGACAGGCAAAAGCUGGACGGUCUGUAUGAGUGCAUUCUCUGUGCCUGCUGUAGCACCAGCUGCCCUAGUUACUGGUGGAAUGGAGAUAAGUAUCUGGGCCCUGCUGUCCUCAUGCAGGCCUAUCGUUGGAUGAUUGAUUCACGUGAUGAGUUCACAGAGGAACGACUGUCGAAGCUCCAGGACCCCUUCUCUCUCUACCGCUGUCAUACAAUCAUGAACUGCACUAAGACAUGCCCCAAGGGACUCAACCCAGGAAAGGCUAUUGCUGAGAUCAAGAAAAUGAUGGCAACAUAUAAAGAGAAAGUCAUUAACCCUGUGAACAUUGUGGAUAACCACCGGACUUGAAAUCUACUAGUAAUGACUCUAAUGCUGAAUUUUCGAUUAAACAUUAGCCUUUCAACAGUGUCUGUCCCUUUCAUUAGGCUUUGCACAUGAAAAAAGAUACAGGCAGCCUAGAAGAUACUGCUGAUUUUAUAUAUGUGAGAGUGGAAUAACUGCUCCUCCUUCUAGAAAUGUUUUUUUUUUCUUCUAAAAAUACAUACAAAAGUAAUGUUUGAUGUGGUGAUAGAGCUUAUUACUCAGUGUGUGUGUAGAUUGUACAGCAGAGGUUGGCACAAGGUACUGGUCUACAAGUAUUUAAGAUUUUGGGGGGGAUUUUAGUUUUUGGAGAAAAAAUACUAAAACCACCAGGAAUUCAGCAAAAAAUGUGUUUCGUUUAGGAAAUCUGUUCAAGUAUUCCCAUUAAUAAAAAAAGAUGUGAUUGUG